CACUCAACUAGAGUAUCAGUUUUCAUUCACACAGUAUAACAUAUUCCACCGGCCGCCGGCCGCCGGCCAGCGGCAGCUCGUAUUUGAGCGGCCAACUCCAAAGCAAAGAGAUCAUAGAAGAGCUGAUGAGGAGGCGCGCGCUCUCUCUACUCCUCCUUUUCGCGGCCACCUACCUCCCCAUAUCGAUCGCCACCGACACCAUCGACCUGACCACGUCCAUCGCCGGCAACCAGACGCUGCUCUCCGCCCGUGGAGCAUUCAGGUUAGGCUUCUUCAGCCCGCCCGGCAGCUCCGGCGGCAGGACCUACAUCGGCAUUUGGUACGCACGCAUCCCGGUACAGACCGUCGUGUGGGUCGCCAACCGCCGGGACCCGGUGGUCGAAUCCCCGGGCGUCCUCAAGCUCUCUCCCGACGGCCGCCUUGUCGUCGUCGACGGCCAGAACACCACCGUUUGGUCCUCCGCGGCGCCCACCGGAAACGUGACCACCAAGGCCACCGCUCGGCUUCUCGACAGCGGCAACUUGGUCGUGAGCUCCGAUGGAAGUGGACCGAGCCAGAGCGUGACAUGGCAGAGCUUCGACUACCCGACGGACACGCAGCUCCCCGGCAUGAAGAUCGGGGUGGAUCACAGGAGUGGCUUCGCCUGGAACAUCACGUCGUGGAGCAGCCCCGCCGACCCCUCCCCGGGGGAGUACACGGUCAAGCUACUCACCGGCGGACUGCCUGAGUUCUUCCUCUUCCGCGGCCCGGUGAAGAUCUUCACGACCGGGCCGUGGAACGGCGUGGUGCUCACCGGCGUGCCGGAGCUCAAGACCGAGGAGUACACAUUCGCGCUCGUGUCAAACCCCAACGAGACGUACGGCACCUACUACAUCAGCUCCUCGUCUCUGCUGACGCGGCUCGUCGUGGAAGGCUCGACGGGGCUGAUGCAGCGGUACGUGUGGGCCGACGGCGCGUGGAACAAUUUCUGGUACCACCCGACCGACCCGUGCGACAGCUACGCCAGGUGCGGGCCUUUCGGUUUCGCCUACUGCGACACCGCGCAUUCGCCGGAGUGUAGCUGCUUGCCGGGGUUCCAGCCGCGGUCACGGAAGUGGAGCUUCAGGGACGGCUCCGGCGGCUGCGUCAGGAAGACCAAGCUGAGCUGCGGGGACGGCGACGGGUUCUGGCCGGUGAACAACAUGAAGCUGCCGGAGGCGACUAACGCGACGGUGCACGCCGACAUGACGCUGGACGAGUGCAGACAGCUGUGCCUGGCCAACUGCAGCUGCAGAGCCUACUCCGCCGCGAACAUCAGCGGGGGCGUCAACCGCGGGUGCGUCAUUUGGGCCACCGAUCUGCUUAACAUGCGGCACUAUCCGGCGGUCGUGCAGGACCUGUACAUCCGGCUCGCGCAGUCAGAUGUAGAUGCCUUGAUUGCAGUUUCAGGUAAGCGCCGACGCCCCAUGGUGAUCGCCGUCGCCGCGACUAUUUCCGGCGUGCUUCUUCUGGCAGCCGCUGGCUGCUUAUGUUUCUGGAGAUACAAGGCGAGGAGGAAGCGGCGGCGUCAGGCGCCUGAAACGGCGCCAGGCAGUGGAGGCAACGUGCUUCCAUUCAGGGCCAGAAAACACACUGCUGAUUUGAGCCCAGCUCGGGACGACGAGAACAAGAUGAGCUGCGGCGAAGACGAUCUGGACCUUCCGUUGUUCGAUCUCGCCGUGAUCCUCGCCGCCACGGACAACUUCGCAGCGGAGAGCAAGCUGGGAGAAGGUGGAUUUGGCCCUGUCUAUUUGGGAAGGCUUGAGGAUGGGCAAGAAGUAGCUGUGAAGAGGUUGUCCAAGAAAUCAUCACAAGGCGUCGAGGAAUUCAAGAACGAGGUGAGGCUAAUCGCCAAGCUCCAGCACAGGAACCUGGUGAGGCUGCUCGGCUGCUGCAUCGACGACGACGAGAGGCUGCUCGUGUACGAGUUCAUGCGCAACAACAGCCUGGAUACCUUCAUAUUUGAUGAUGCAAAGCGUAAGUUGCUAGGAUGGAGCAAACGCUUUGAGAUCAUUCUGGGGAUCGCACGGGGUCUGCUCUAUCUCCACGAGGAUUCGAGGGUCAGGAUCAUCCACAGGGAUAUGAAAGCGAGCAACGUGCUGCUGGACAGGAACAUGGUCCCCAAGAUAUCCGACUUCGGCAUCGCGAGAAUGUUCGGAGGCGACCAGACAACGGCGUACACCCUGAAGGUCAUCGGGACAUACGGUUACAUGUCCCCGGAAUACGCCAUGGACGGCGUGUUCUCCAUCAAAUCCGACAUCUACAGCUUCGGCGUCAUGGUGCUGGAGAUCGUCACCGGCAAGAAAAUCCGAGGCUUUUAUGACGCCGAGCUCGAUCUAAACCUCUGCGGUUAUGCGUGGAUGUUGUGGAAGGAAGGCAGGAGCACGGAGCUCCUGGACGGUGCGAUGGGCAGCAGCUGCGAUGACAUCCAGGUGCGGAGGUGCAUACAGGUUGCCCUCAUGUGCGUCGACGUGCAGCCUAGGAACAGGCCGAUGAUGUCCUCGGUUGUCAUGAUGCUGGCCGGCGAGAACGCCAAGUUGCCAGAGCCAAAUGAGCCCGGCGUGAACCUGGGGAGGAACAGGACAGAUACAGGGUUUUCUGAAACUCAAAGUGAGUUCACUGUGACUACGACAGAUACAGCUUACAGCAAAAGUUAGUGGAAAUCUAUGAUACGUACUCACUAUGGUAGUUUAGCUUGGGAUGGAAUACUAUCCACAGGUUACAACAAAAGCUUUUUUUGUCUCACAAUUGCUACGCUCCCUGGUGAAGUUUAACCGUGACACGCCUAGGGGGAAGAAAUGUAGUGCGUUCUAAUUUAUUUGCUUUUAUCCUAUGUUUGAGGAGGAGAAGA
Triticum aestivum (bread wheat) is the source of this 2869-nucleotide messenger RNA. Its product is annotated as receptor-like serine/threonine-protein kinase SD1-8. Gene Ontology annotation, molecular function: protein serine/threonine kinase activity; ATP binding. The coding region runs from base 126 to 2675 and encodes 849 amino acids. The transcript is spliced from 5 exons. NCBI's taxonomy places the organism in Eukaryota, Viridiplantae, Streptophyta, Magnoliopsida, Poales, Poaceae. Gene Ontology annotation, cellular component: plasma membrane. The record is from RefSeq and is a predicted model, not a curated record. Gene Ontology annotation, biological process: recognition of pollen; protein phosphorylation.